Molecule: messenger RNA, 3172 nt
Organism: Vicugna pacos (alpaca)
Lineage: Eukaryota; Metazoa; Chordata; Mammalia; Artiodactyla; Camelidae
Gene: EIF2S1
Product: eukaryotic translation initiation factor 2 subunit alpha
Biological process (GO): translational initiation
Cellular component (GO): eukaryotic 48S preinitiation complex; eukaryotic translation initiation factor 2 complex
Molecular function (GO): ribosome binding; translation initiation factor activity; RNA binding
Source: RefSeq, a predicted model, not a curated record
CCCAAGGUCCACAUUCUUCCUUGUUGUCGGAGGACCUGGACUCUAUGGUCAGUGACGAAGAGGGGCGCUCUGCUGUCGGCGCUUGCGUGUUGCGAGGUGGUUCCGCAUGCGCGGUGGGGUUGCGCGAAGCGCACGCUGAGGAGGAUCGGCGGCUGCUGCGGGUGGUUGGCGUCUGAUUUCUCCGAUUGAAGAGCGCGGCGCGGGACCCCAGUGCGGGAUUCACACACAUACCUCAGAAUGCCGGGUCUAAGUUGUAGAUUUUAUCAGCACAAAUUUCCUGAGGUGGAAGAUGUAGUGAUGGUGAACGUAAGGUCUAUUGCUGAAAUGGGGGCUUAUGUCAGCUUGCUGGAAUACAACAACAUCGAAGGCAUGAUUCUUCUGAGUGAGUUGUCCAGAAGGCGUAUUCGUUCUAUAAACAAACUCAUCCGGAUUGGCAGGAAUGAAUGUGUGGUUGUCAUUAGAGUGGACAAAGAAAAAGGGUAUAUUGAUUUGUCAAAAAGAAGAGUUUCUCCAGAGGAAGCAAUCAAAUGUGAAGACAAAUUCACCAAAUCCAAAACUGUUUACAGCAUUCUGCGUCAUGUUGCUGAGGUGUUAGAAUACACCAAGGAUGAGCAGCUAGAAAGCCUGUUCCAGAGGACUGCCUGGGUCUUUGAUGACAAGUACAAGAGACCCGGAUAUGGUGCCUAUGAUGCAUUUAAGCAUGCAGUCUCAGACCCAUCUAUUUUGGAUAGUUUAGAUUUGAAUGAAGAUGAACGGGAAGUACUCAUUAACAACAUUAAUAGGCGUUUGACCCCACAGGCUGUCAAAAUUCGAGCAGAUAUUGAAGUGGCUUGUUAUGGUUAUGAAGGCAUUGAUGCCGUAAAAGAAGCCCUGAGAGCAGGUUUGAAUUGUUCAACAGAAACCAUGCCCAUCAAGAUUAAUCUAAUAGCUCCUCCUCGGUAUGUAAUGACCACAACCACCCUGGAGAGAACAGAAGGCCUCUCUGUCCUUAAUCAAGCUAUGGCUGUUAUAAAAGAAAAGAUUGAGGAAAAGAGGGGUGUCUUCAAUGUUCAAAUGGAGCCCAAAGUGGUCACAGAUACAGAUGAGACGGAACUUGCAAGGCAGCUGGAGAGGCUUGAGAGAGAAAAUGCUGAAGUAGAUGGAGACGAUGAUGCGGAAGAAAUGGAAGCCAAAGCCGAAGAUUAACUUUGUGGGAAACGGAGUCCACCUUAAGGAUCACAAAGCAGCCUUCCUGGCUGUUAACCCUAGACUUGAAAGUUUUCCAGUAUUGAAAACUUCAAAGCUGAAUAUUUUUUAUUUCUAAGUAUUUAAAUGUUCCAGCAGACCAAAACGUGAAAUGCCCUCCUAAACGUCAGCUGUUUUUACACAGUAGCUCCUACACACUGAGCAUUUUUUAAGGGAGUGGCCUGAUUUCACUAGAGACAAACCUUUAAGAACUGUCAUAAAAUUGGGCUUGUGAUUUCUAUUUCUGAUGUCUCCAGAUUGGCUUCCCUUUGUAGUUCAGUGCCUCCAUGAGAUUUACCAGGGGCAUCCAAAGCAAAUAGUCCCAACCUUUCUAUAUAAAAUGUAUCAAGCAAACAUGAAAUAAAUUUCUGGGAUAUUUAACCAUAGGCUUCUUCCUUAUUGUCACCAGUUAAAGCAAUUAUGAUUACUAAGACCCUAAUUCUAUUACCUUUGUUUUAGUCAAGAUGCAGUAAUACAAGGGUAGGAGACCAGAGGAUCAAUAUAGCAGAUCCUUUCAAAAGGAGGGUUUAGCUAACAUAAUUUUAAUUAGUGAAAGUUGACUCCUAGAGGGAAAAAAGCCUUAAGAUGCAAUUAAAAGAGUUAUGCUGGUUGUUUGCCUUUUACGUAUUCGAGACUAAUGAUAACGUGUGGUAUGAGGGAGAAUUUAUCACACUGGUCCUUGCUAGUGUUUUAAGCUGCUUGCCUUGAGUUUAUAAAUCAGGGUGGUAAAGUGUGGGGGUUUGGGGGUUUUUUUAAGAAAAAGAUGCUGCUGCUUUAGUUAUUUUGAAUAUCAUUGUCUAACUUGAUUUUUUUUUCUUUUUUGCCAUUAAAAUAUUUGCUAGGUGCCACCUACAGCUUCAGUUCUCUCUAUAGCAGAAUAGGAAUCUGAACAGUUACAAUGAUUUUUCUGUUUCCAUCACUUUGAUCUUUCAGAGCUAAUUUAAAGAUACAUAAAUUUAAAGGUAAAUAAAUAAUAAAUAUAAAGGUAAAUAAAUUUCAUAGAUAACACAUGGUUUGCAGUUACAGCUACAGUAGCCAGGGUGUAGAAAGUCUUAGUCUCCUUCAUAGAUUUAAUCUUUUUAGGAUACUUGAGGUACUAGAUAAAUUAAUUUUACUAACUAUUCCCAAGAAUAGCUAUUUAAAAAUACUUAGAAGAUUAAACCUAGACUUAACUCAGUAUUAAAGGGACUGGAAAUAACAGUGUGUUGAUGAGACAGUUUGAGCCAUUUGUGAAGGUGUGACCCUUCAUUUAAUUUAGCAGCCUCUAUUAGCUCUUUAAAUCCAAAAGGCUAACUUCAUAUGGCCAUUUCCACAAGGGAGCCAGGAUUGCUAGCAUGCAUGCCAUACCUGGAAUGUUUAGAGGAGAACCUGGAUGUACUUAAAUUGGCACAAAUAAUUUUUAUUCAGUCUUUUUGAGGAGUCAAGGAAAAGUAUAAAGCUUGCAGCAUCAAGAAUGUUGUCAGAAUAUAACAGGUGCUCCUUAAACGUUUGUUACAGGCAAAGGAAUUGAAAUUUCACUUUGUUUACUGAAUUUUUUAAUACUUCAAAAGCCAUAACUUUCAAGAAAUACUGGUGCCUCCGUGGUGAGUGAUUUUUAUCCCAUGCAGGCCUUUUGCACAGUUCCACAACAGUUUUGCCAGUGUAGGACCCUUGCCAGAGAAAAGAUCAAUACCUCACUGAUAGCAUGAAGGAGAUAAGUAAUAAGCUUAAAGCAUACUUACACCCUGCUGACUUAAAGAUGAGAACAAGAUCACACCCCGCUCCAAUAAUUUGAACAGAUUGACAAAGACCGUUGACCAGUUUAAUCCAAGUCUUGAAUCUCUCCCCACAAAGCUUCUUCACUAAAAAUUGACAGCUGCUUCUACUCCCCAUUCUGCCUUCGAGGUCAAGUGGUUAUUGACUUACAACUGAAAACUAGCAAUAUUUUGGGUCUCAUGUAUAUACAAUU